Poecilia reticulata (guppy) is the source of this 1903-nucleotide messenger RNA. RefSeq lists its product as uncharacterized. NCBI's taxonomy places the organism in Eukaryota, Metazoa, Chordata, Actinopteri, Cyprinodontiformes, Poeciliidae. Gene Ontology annotation, molecular function: DNA-binding transcription factor activity, RNA polymerase II-specific. Gene Ontology annotation, cellular component: nucleus. Gene Ontology annotation, biological process: regulation of transcription by RNA polymerase II. The record is from RefSeq and is a predicted model, not a curated record.
CAUCGAAGAAGAAGCCUGCAUACGCUAAGCUAGAUAGCUGCUGCAUUGACCCAUAUCUGAUAAUAUUUCAGCAACCAUGUCUUCAGUUCAGCAUCUCAGAGAGUUUAUCAGAGAGCGACUAACUGCUGCUGCUCAAGAAAUCUUCACAGAGGUUGAAAAAACCAUCAUUUGCUACGAGGAAGAGCUCGAUGCUCAGCGCAGAAUGAUGGGGAUCGACUGGAAACCASAAAUUAAGCUACACAGAGUCGGUUCGGAGCUGCAGAGACAAAGUUCUGACCUUCAACAGCCAAGUGUCUCAAAUAAGGAGGAAGCGUCUGUCAUACAACAAGUCUGGAGCCUGGCAAGUAGGUCCAGUCAGGACCAGAAAGAAGCAGAACCUCAGUGGACUGAAGAGGAACAGAUGGAACCAGAACCUAAAUGGUUUAAAAAAGAAGAGGAGGAACCAGAACAUACACUGUUUAAAUAUGAGGAAAUGGAAUAUCCACUAACAUAUAUAAUAAAAGAGGAGCUUGAUUCUUUGGUGCUUCAACAUGAACAGCAGCCACCAGAAGAUUUACCAACUGGACAGGAUCAGAAGGACCUCUGCAGCAGUCAGGAGGGAGAGCAGCUUGUCCAGAAGCAGUUUGUUGCUUUGAUUGAGACUUCUACUCUUCAGGAAGAUGAUAUGAAUGAAGAAGAGACAAGAACAGAGCAGCUUUCCCUUCAUAUAUCUCCAGUGAUUGAGAGCAAAGAUCAGAAAGGAAGCAGCUGCUCUGUGUCAGAGAGUCAGUCUGAUAAUGACACAAAGCAAAUACCUUUCAAAUGUGACAUUUGUGGGAGAUGUUUUACACAAAAGAUGAAGUUGAAAAACCAUUAUCAAAACCACACUGUGGAGAGACCUUUUUCAUGUGAAACAUGCGGAAAGAGUUUCUUUCAAAUUGGCUCUUUAAAUAUCCACAAGAGAGUUCAUACAGGUGAGAAACCUUUUUCAUGUGAAACAUGCGGAAAGAGUUUCUCUCAAAUUGGCUCUUUAAAUCUCCACAAGAGAAUUCAUACAGGUGAGAGGCCUUUUUCAUGCCAGAUAUGUGGAAAGAAGUUCCGUGUAAUUGGUAACUUUAAUGUCCACAAGAGAAUUCAUACAGGCGAGAGGCCUUUUUCAUGUGAAACAUGUGGAAAAAGUUUCUCGCGAAUGAGUCACUUAAGUCGUCACAAGAAAACUCAUACAACUGAGAAGCGUUUUUCAUGCCAGUUUUGUGAAAAAAGCUUCUAUCGAAAGCAUAAGUUGAGUAAUCACAUGAAAACUCAUUGAAGUCAGGGGCCGCUUUGAAGCCAAACCUGUAAAACAAAAUUGUUCUUUGUAAUUGGUUACUUAAUUAUUCUCAUUAGAACCCACAUUCAGGAGCUGGGUUUUUCACAAGAAAUAUGGAGGAGAAAAGUGUUCUUUUAUGUUGUGAUCUGAAUUUCCACAUGAAAUAAAUACACAAACGUGCGAAUUAGUCAUUUAACUCACAGAUUUACUGUAAGAAAUAUUAAACCCUUUCUUGGGUUGUUUUCACUUUUGUUUUCAGCCACUGACUGACUUUUGCAAAGUAGCCAGUCAGAACGCCUUCAGCAUCCUGAAUCUAGAAUCCUCCUCAAAAAUUUGACUUUCAGAUGGAAAUCUGUUUGUCAUGAGUAACAUACCAACUUUUCAUGCUUUACUGAAAAAUUUUGUGUGUCAAUUUAUGUGACACUUGGAGGUAUCAAAGAAGUAAAAAAAAACUCUGAAACUAUUACUUAGAUAUAUUUCUAGCUUUUUAGCAGUUGGAAUAAUUGUUUAUCUGCUUUGUGAUAUGUCAUUUUUUACUUGAAGUGUGUAUUUCAUUUUUUCCCCUAAAUGGUAUGGACUAUCUUUUGUUUCAAAAUAAAAACUUGUGAAUUAAUA